ACUCCUCACAAGAGUCACAUUCCUUAGGUCCGUGCACGAUAAACGGCAGGACAAGAUAUCUUUGACCAAUAAACAGCCUUUUUGAUACACCUGAUUCCACUCUGUCCAGCGUCGUUGUUUUGCAUUCCCUCUCCAGUAUGAAACACCAACAAAAAGGUAGCAUGAGGAUGGUUAUUCCUGGAUUCGAUCUAUGAUAAUUGGUGUGAGAGGACGAAACUGAUGACGGCUCAGUGACCUGUCCAAGAGACAAUCAGCCAUUCGUCUUGCCUCAGGAAAUCUGAUCGGAGCGCUCUACUUGAAAGGUGAGCAGAGCCUGUUAAAUCGAAAUCUGCAUAUUGUAUUAUAGUCUAAACCACAUUUUGAUCAGAAAGUACUGAGCGUGAGUAUGAAUCGUUGCCAAAUUAUUUUUUUACAUAAGAACCUAAGGCAUUGAUUAAAGAUAUCUUGUUUUGUAUAAAGACAAAAAAAAAAAAAAUGUAUUUUUUAUUUUUGAUUAAUUGGCCUAUACUGAGUUAUUUUAAUAGGAAUGAGUGAAUUGUGAUUGACCAAUAUGUUAAAUUCCUUCGGGACGCUGUUUGUUCUGAAAUCUGCAUAGAAAACUGUCCUAAUUAUAUAUAUAUUGGGUUGUGUAUAGAGGUGAGGGAAAGCAGAGGCUGUGUUUUAACAUGUAAAGGACACGAUUAUGAAUGUUGGAAAUUCUAUGUGAAUUUCGUAUGAAUGACUGUAGUAUUGAGAAAACAUAUGAACCAGAGUUGACGUUCCAUGAUUUUGAGACCGGGGAAAUUAGAUUGAGAGAAACGUUUGUCGCGGAGUAAACCGCUAGGUUGGGAUACGUAACUGGGCUAUUAUGCACACGUGCUGAUAGACAAAGCUAUCGCCAUGCUGCUUUGAGUGACAGCCGCCGGCCUCAAUCACUGAUUUUCGCUUUUUUCAUUCCUGUUGAUAUUGCCUAAAGUUUAAAGUUGUUCUGACAAUUGCUAUAGAAUCGCUCAAAUUUACUGAAAUAAGUUCCAAAAGGAAAUUACUGAAUUAUUUCUAGAAAGUACUUAAGUAAGCCGCCGAGCUAAGCACUGCCUUUGAUUGACAAGCCGCCGAGCUAUACACAGAUUUUUAGUUUUUCUAUUCUAUCCAUAUUUCCUAAACAGAUAGAAUUAUUCUGACAAUUGCUAUAGAAUCGCUCGAAUUUACUAAAAUAAGUUCAUAAAGGAAGUUACUGAAUUAUUUACAGAAAGUAUUUAAAUGAUUCACUGAACAAUCUUUAUAUUUUUUAUUGUCUAUUUUUUAUAUUUCCUAAAGUACUAGAAUUAUUCUGACAAAUGUUAUAGAACCGCUUGAAUUUGCUAACAUAUUGUCCCAAGAGGGGAUUGCUCAAUCAUUUCUAGAAAAUACCUAAAAUACAUUUCCAAGGAAGAGUGUGUACCCCGUGUCGAAUAAUUAGAGAAUACGGAAGAGCUGUGUGCCCUGUAUUUAAAAAAUAAAUUUCCAUGGAAGAGUGUGUACCCCGUGUCGAAUAAUUAGAGAAUACGGAAGAGCUGUGUGCCCCGGGUUCAUGUUAUGCCAAAUUCAUAUUAAUUAGAGAAUACGGAGGAGCUGUGUGCCCCGUUGACGCGUUGUGUACGGUCAAGGAGGUAAAUUAAAUCAUUUUAUUCCACGGAGGAGCUGUGUGUCCCUUGUGUAAACAUUAAUAGGUAACCAGUUUUGUAUUACUGCCGCGUGCCCUGUUUUGGGUUUUAGAUACGUUCCUGCGAUCGUUCCUGAGACCUAUUUAGACGAAAUUCCAAGUUGUUUUUCUCUGCCAGUGAUGCCUAUCCACCAUUGCGCUCUAACUUUGUAUACGAGGGUGAAACACUAGAGUUAAGACUACUGUUUGCGCCAAGAAUACAUCCUGGAUGUAAGGUCCAGGACGGGCUAAGUAUACAAGGAUUUUUAAAAUUAUUUAUAUAUUUUUUAACGAAUGGACUAAUUUAACGUGUAUCUUACAACCGAUUCGCGAUGGCUGAGAGUUCGGUCAAACUCAAAUUGACUGAAUAUUUGGACAAGCAAAUCAGGGACAGGUCAGGAAGUAAAGAUCAAUAUAACAAAAUAAGGAAGGUUUGGGAGCGUAUAAAACUAAAAUGGAUACAGGCAGGUUACUUUAGUGGAGAUCUCCCUUCCGAGGGAGAUCUGUCUAUUAUGCAGAAAAGAUUAAAAGACGCAGUGGCAGAAGCGAAGGCGGGGGAGGUAGACAGGAAUAGUGAACAUUUUUUCAAAAACGACGGUACAAAAGACAGAGAAAGGACUGAGGACGAAUUUAAAAUAGGGACGUGGGCCAUCGAAGAAAUGAAACGGGUGCAACUGCAGAAGAAAGAAAAUCUCGAUGUGAUGGGAGUGGUAACUCCAGUCGCUGCUCCAACUCAGACUCUAACCCCACCUGACUCAACAGAGAAAAACCACCAGCCGCGCCCCUCAGCACACUACGCAUCCAUCUACCCAGCACUACCAAAGGAAAUUCCACCUCCCUACUCCGCGGGCCUGGAGGCUGGCCAGUGGCCACAUAAUGGGGGCUCACACAACCCAUUUAACCCUUUCCUGUCAGAUGCCACUUUCCAGGCAACACUGCUGGCUAUUAAAGGGGGCAAUAUAAAGGGAACCAUGAGCCUGGGAAUCAAGGGAGGGCAGAUACUGUGUGAACCCAUACAUAUGGAGGAGCGGCACCCUACUGGCCACAUGUCUGCACUAAGAGAACUAAGGGGAGAACAGGAAGAGGCCUAUUUGUUCCCACUCCGCCCAGCUGUGGAUCGUCGAUACGUUGAAUACCAGCCAUGGAAAAUGACGGACCUUACCACCCUCAUGGAACAAAUGCCCAGCCUACACGGGGGAGCAUCAGCAUGGCUCCUCAGACUACAAUCUCUCACCUCCGGUCUGAAACUCUGUAAAGGAGACAUGGAGGCACUAUUGGCUCGGGCCACCGAUCACGGGCAAAUGAAAGCCCUCAUCAAGGCAGCUGACCUCGAAGAUGCGCCAAACGCCACUCCGCUGGACCAGAUAAGGACUGGCUUAUGGAAUGAGCUCAGAAGAGCAUAUCCUACGGAAAGGAACCAUGCCACCCUUACCUCUUUUACCAUGGAACCUGGUGAACAACCCGCUGCCUACCUGGACAGGGCUAAGACCACAUGGAGGUCGGUGCAUGAAGAGCCAUUCGAUCACACCAACACCACUCUAGCGAUGUGGAAAGAAAUGGUGGUGAAUGGAUGUCCUACUAAAGUGAAAGCACAGUUGAGGGGCACAGUGGGCCUCAUCUCCCUCCCUCUGACCCAGUUCAACACACACAUCCAUCAUCACGUUGCUCAACAUCACAAGGAUAAAGGGGGAGCUGAAUCCCAGGUGCAAAAGCUCCAGCUUGAGCUCUUGAAGUUGCAACUGAAGGACGCGCAGAGGGGAGACAAACCAAAGAAACAGAUGGUGGCCGAGGCAUCUACAGACAUUGCUGAUAUAGUCACUAAAGCAGUCACCCAGAUAAUGCAGCAACAAACUGUCCCGCAGACUUCCGCACCCGCUCCUGGCCCUGCGCACUUAACACCAAUGCCAAUGGCUCCACAGUGGGGGAAUGGCUCCACAGUGGGGGCCGCAGAUUGCAUUCCAGCCACAAUGGAUUCCAGGACUGCCUAGAAGGAGAGUUUGCUACAACUGUAGGACACCCGGUCACUACUCCAGGGACUGCCCAUAUCCACUGUCUCAACCUCAGCACCCAACCAGGGGAGGAAGGCCCUUCCACGGUCCACCAAGGGAGAGGUGGCUACAGGCCAUCCCCUCAGAACAACCUGCAUACAAUCACCCAGCACCAUUUGCCUCCUACUCACAGGGCCUACCACCCCUCACAUCCUGUUUAAGUUCAACCAACUGACAGCCCAAAUCUACACUCUACACCCAUAUAAGACUCCCCAAGCUGAGAUCCAUUGCACACUCAAUGCAACAGAAACUGAUGACUACCUCUACACUGAAGACUGGGACGAAGACAUGAUGCACCUGACCCCACCUAUCAGGUGUUGUACCAUUGGGUGUGGCGCAGAGGGGGUGGCAGCACCGGUCAUCCUAUGAUCAAGGAACCUCCAUGCACCCCUGGCCUGGACAGCUGAAGCAUUAACAGCCAUAACACUCCUGAAAACAGAUCUAUCAGCGGCAGCAGCUCUGACUACACCCGACUACAAGAACAAGUUCCAUUUGGAUGUUUCUGAAAAUGAAGGACUCACCUCAUCCGUUCUUUUCCAGAAACAAGAGGGGGAGAGAAGGGUCUUGAUGUACUACUCUUCCAAACUUGACCACAUUGAGGUAGGACAGACAACAUGCUCCAGAUACGUUCCUACAGUAGCAAAAGCUAUUGAAAAAACAGCUCACCUCGUGAUGUCACCCUUGAAUCAGUCAUCAUCCCUCAACCAGCACCUGCCCAAAUUAGCUGAAAUCAUCGGAUUGACACAGGCCCUCAUCAGAGGAAAAGGAAAGACUGUGAAUAUCUAUACAGACUCAGCCUAUGCCCAUGAGGCAGUCCACACUGAUGGACCCAGAACUUUUACGAGAAGCACAUGGCCCCACACACGAAGGCAAACUAAAGACCCUCCAAAAGGCCUCGCACAUCUGGUGGCACCCUCACAUAAAAAAUAUGACUGACUUAUUUUAUGACAAUGAUUUAUUUUGUAACGAAUGCAACAUAUGUGGCAGCCACAACCUAAAGAAACCAUAUCAAACACCAAUGGGCUCAUACCCAGUACCUAAUGCAUGUUUUCAGGAUAUUAGUAUAGAUUACACCGACAUGGGCCCCGACAAUGUAUUCUAAAGACAAACACUAUCUCCUAGUUAUGGUAGAUAGGUACUCCAAAUGGGUAGAAGCAAUACCAACAGCGAAGGAGGAUGCUAGGUCAGUCGUUAAGUGGUUACAAACCAAACUAAUACCCAGGUAUGGCAUCCCAAGAGAAAUCAUAUUUGACAAAUGGCUCACAAGAUUUGGCAUAACACACAGAUUUGGUUCUGUGUACUACUCCCGGUCCCAAAAUCUGGUGGAACGUUAAACCAAAAGCUGAAAGCUAAGAUAGCUAAGAGUCAUGCCUGGUCCACCAAGGGAGGGAGGUCAUUUGCCCGUCCUUGAUGUACAACAAAUUGUAAUGUCUAAUUAUGUGAAAAAACUGACGGUUCUCUGUGCAGCACUCUCUACCCAGGUUCACAAGGUCCAGGAGGGGGAGUCUGCCGGGGGACACGCAAGCACUGAAGGUAAAGGUUGGGUGACUGGGUGAGGGUUAAAAGUCCACAAGAGAAAGUGGCUGGAACCCAGGUGGACUGGACCGUACGAAGUGAAGGAGGUUACUUCACACUCAGUCCAGGUCAAAGGUAAAUCAGGCGCACCUUGGCACCACCUUACACAUUGCACCCCAGCCCCAACAGAGAGUAAUAGGAUACGGCAUGUGUCAAAAUGAUUGAUUGGUGACAGGUAUCAAAAAUGAUUUAUUGCUGACCUUAUGACCUGCUGACAUGUACUGAAUAUGUGCCCCUGCCCCGCCCCCCUGUUCGUGUGGUCAUGUGUUAGAGGGUGUGUGUUAUUUUGUGGCCCAUGCCCCCCUCCACCCCCCCAGUUUUAUCUCCCUUAUGGUUGUUAUCUAUGAAGCAGGAAUGUCUGGGGCUAUAGAUAGCGCUGGGGCCUCAGCAUUAUAAAUGUCCAGAACAAGCCAUUUUUUAAGACCUGAAUAUUAAACAUCUAAAAUAUGUCUACAAGUGGAAUUCUCGGAGUGCUCUGUAGCUCAUGUCACGAACCCAACGCCAAAAGCUUGGAGGAUAUUUUGGUAGAGGCUCCCGAAUGUUUUAACGGAUUUCUGUGUACAAGCGAGGGCCAUAUUUCGUACAUAUUCAACCCGGAGGAAUCUACGGUUAAGAUAUUCACAGACAGCGUGUCCCAACCCUUUUAUCGUGCAGAACCCGAGCCUUUUUCUCCAGCGCUAAGGAUGCGAGAAUGGCUUAAAAUAAGGCUAUCUUUGUGUCAAAUGGAACGUGCCCUGAGUGCUUCAAGGCUGCCAGGAUAUGCGUUGGAAGAACGUCUGUGGACGCCAGGAUCUAAUGGCUCUGAGAGUCACUUCCAUGGGGUAUACCCCGGACUCCAGAGGGACAAUUUUAGCAUGUGAACAAUUUGACAGGUCAAAUGCUACGAAAACGGUCAGUUCAUAUGUAUCCUCCAAAGCAUGCAAGGAUGUAAUUUUUUUUCAAAUAAAUGGCGCGAUUACCACAUUUUCUGAACCCUGAUGAAUAAGCUGGACAGUCUUUUCGAAAAUCGUGAACAAUUACGGCGAUGGCCGAGGUUAUCGUUGAGACAUACCCCGGAACAACAACAAGUUCGAAGGCGGAUCUUUGCCUGUCAGGAAAGUGGACAGAGCUUCGACGGAGAGCGGAAAAGACUUUGUGAUGGGGAAUUGGAAACGGAUAAUGUUCAGGGCUAACAGGACCCCUAUAUCUGUAAGAAAUAGUUAAAAUAAAUGUUUAAUUAUAACGUGUGUUAAAAUGUAGGUGUUAAUUUUUGAAAAUGUAUACCCCCCCAUUUAACUAAGGGCUAGCGCUCUUUUCUCUCAAGCUAGGGUCUGGCGCAGACAACUGUAAGAUCUGAAAAAAAACAUGUAUUAUUUUAUAGUCUAUUCCUUCAUGGGUAUGUUAUGAACAUUACGUUUUAUUAAAGUUUGUAAUAAUGUAAAGACCUGCAUCCAAGUUUUUUUUUUUUUAACAUAAAACACGUGUGCUGCAUGUUUAAAUAUUAUUCAAAUGUGUUACUUAAUUCAAACAUGUCUUAAAGGUUGUACGAAAUAUUUUGGAAUUCAAUAAAAGGAAUGUUUAAAAACGGUAUCUCACCCUUUAACUAUGGGAAAAGCCUAUUUAACAACGUCUUCCAGCUCUGUCGCGAAGUAAAAUAUCAUAGUGUUUGGGUGUGUGGGGAGGGGUCUUGAGGCGGAGCAACAGGUGUGUGUGUGUGUGUGGUUGGGUGUGUGUGUGUAACAUAAAUCCUAAGGUUGGGGGUUGUUUCAACCAGGGGGUCCCAGGACUCUUUUAUCUGUAGAGAACCGUUUGAAACCAAGGUGUGCACUAUCAGGCAUAAGGCAUGUCGAGAUAUCAGCCGAACAGCGGGGGUUAAACAUAGAUAUCUCUAAUCUGCGGCCCCCACACAACCCGUUUGCAGACAGAAUGUCACGACAUCCUCUCCUGUUGUUUGAAUUCACAGCCUGUGUUCUCUAAACCAGACAUACAUGGGGUGGGGGGUGUAGCAUACAUCUCUCAAAAAACUAAUUUCGAACUUUUAGAUCGUUAGGGACAGAACUAUUUUUUAACGUUGUCAGCAUUGCUUUAGCGCAAACAUAAAGGCCCAGAAUAUUGAGCUGCACGGACAGAUUAAAAUAAUAAUAAUAAUAUUCGGAAUAAGGGAAUCUCGCAUAAUGGAUAUUUCUGGAGGUGAGUAAAUGAAAAAAACUUAUAUUUUAAGAUUUGUUUGAAUAUUAUUGGAAUAUUAACCCCUAGUUAUUUGGGUAUUUCAGGCCAAAAGCCCAAUAUAGGUUAAAAAAAGUGUAGAUAUAGCGUAUAACUGUUAACAUUGUCUAAUGGAAUCUAGGAUCCCCGACAUUUACGCAGAUUUUACGAGAGUUACCUGAUCUGGAACAUGAUGGGGGUUCGCAGGAGCAAAAGUCUGGCAGACAAUCACCAACGGCCUUUUUUCGUUCCGACAUACAGCCCGUUAUGAUAAAGGAUGCGUUAUGGACAUCUGACACGCAGGACUUUGAUGCAAUUCUACCGUUCUGUACGAGCGCUUUUUCAAACUCACCGCGAAUCCAGGGAACAUCGACCCCCUCCCGACAUAUUCCAGACACCAACAAGCAACUAUCAAUGGUGGCCCAAGUACACUGCUCAGAAUCAAGCCCCCCCGAAAACUACUGUUGGGCCGGGAACUUGCUGCUUCACGAGCCGGCGCUCCAGGGACAAGACUGCCCGGAGACAGGCCCAGCAGAAUCUGGAACGCUAGAGGGAAAAAGUCACACACCCCCGGUUUCGGCGAUUCGUCACAACAAGCGCCAAAAAAGCAGAGACUCCGCAUCGGCGAAAAACGGCACAGACGACCACAUAAAUCUAGAGCUGGGGGAUUCCGGCGCACCGCGCAUUCAGAAUGAAACACCCAAGAGACCUGUUUUUAAUGACAUGUCAGAUGUUGAUGACCAGCUAUUCUGUGAUGCGGCCAACCUUAUAGACCCAGUCAAUUCUACGGCCUCAGUACCUGCAGCCGAACAAGAAAGGUUUUUCACAUUAUUUUCCAGGGCUUUGAAAUCGAGGAAUGUUUUGCUAUAGAAACGACUGGGGGAUUUAAUUGAGAGACAGUACAGAGACGAUAUGUUAUUCUGGCAUAGAACAAUUCCACGCAUGUUAAACCGCAACCCCAUUAAAAAACGCAAAUACAGACGCUAAAAUCAUACAUGUAACACCAACCAUUACAGAAAAAAAACGAACACUCUUAAUUAUCCAAAAAUGGCAGAACUAACGCAACACGGGGAGACAGUUGAAAGCCUCUUAUCCCAGAUUCCAGACAAACUCCUAGAGGUUAUAAGACAUAUGAACAAUUCAGGAACGUUAGAUGAAAGUAUAUUAACACAGAUUCCCGCCGAACUCUUAGAAAUGAUUAAUCGUAUGAACCAGUCAGGGGGGGUUGAAGAAAACAUGUUAUCCCAGAUUCCCGAAGCCCUCAUAACCUUAAUUAAUCGUAUAAACGAAAGUCAGACAAUUUUGGGCCUGACAACCCCAACAGCGAUAGAACAACCAGUAACGCCUAGAUCCGUAGAGUCUGAAACGCCACAAGAUGUUUUUGGGGAAUUGGACAAUUGUCUAAUAAAUCUGGCGGCAGAUGUUCAUGAUAGACGUGUCAGGGUUGUGUACAGGAAUAAAUUCAACAAUACAGAGAUUCGACAGUUUUUCAAUUUCCUAUGUGUGAAUCAGAAUCUUGACUAUGCUGUAUUUUACAUGUUGAUAAUGGACACUGAAUGACCUGUUAGAAACAGCAAGAGAUUUUGGCGAACCUCGUGAUGUCUUACAGUUGGAAAUAUGUGGAGAUAGCCUGCAUAAUUCAGUAUCUCUUAUUUUACCCAAUGGCGAAGCAGAUCUUGAACAAUUUACAGCGCUGGUAGAACGCCUUGUUCAGUCAAAUUUAGCCAUCAUAGCCGAUCGGACCCUAGAGCUUGUAGUGCAAAUAAUAAGUCAACCACAGGGGGGCGGUGGGCAGAGAAGGAAGCUUGAUAGCCUAAUGCAGUCAGAAAUCAUAAGCAAUAAAAGGGCCUACCUCAUAAACGUUCACAAUCCCGAUAAUAAGCUAUGUUUUGCAGUAGGCCUAGCGCAUUUACUUAACCCCGGAUGUACUGAUCUGACGGCAUUGCAAAAGGCUAGAGAGAUCCAAAAGGCGGUGGGUCUCGGGAUCCAUGAAGGCGUGGCAUUCUCAGACAUUGUCAAAUUUGAAAACCUUCUGAAUAUCAAGAUUGUGGUUUUGUACCACAGUAGAGCUAAUGCAGCUCUCUUGAAGUUCCAAAACACCCCCCAACCGCACCCCCAGAUUCUGUACUUUUAUGUAUAAAACGAACAUUACUAUGCCGUUACAAACGUCACGGCGUUCCUAGGGGCAACCUAUGUGUGUAGAUCCUGCCAUACCGGCUACAGCCGAAAGGGGGGGCACUCGUGCCGUUAUAACUGUUCUGUAUGUCAGGAUGCCGAGUGCCCUAUGCAGACCCUAAACUUGACACCAUGUGAAGAUUGCCAUCGCACAUGUCGUUCGACCUACUGUUACGAUAAACACAAAAUUGAAACAUGGCACCCUAAGGUCUGUAAAUCUGUAAGCAUUUGUGCCAUUAACAAGAAAUGCCCAAAAUGUCAUUGCAAUUACAGCCUUAAAAUAGAUAGCCCUAAACCACAUGUUUGUGGAAUCCUACAGUGUCCAAUCUGUAAAGGGGCUCUGAAAAGCAGAAAUGCUGAAGUGGUUCAAGAAGUGCCACACGAGUGUUAUAUUCAGCCCUUGGCUGAAGAUGAACCUUCAGAGAAAUAUGUGUUCUAUGAUUUUGAGACAAAUCAGCAAUCGGGGGAUCAUUUGCCUAUUUUUGUAUCUACCAUGACAUUCACGGGGGAAAAGUGGUCUGCAGAAGGAUCCAAUUGUGUACUACUCUUUCUAAAACAUUUUAGAAAACCACAGUACCGAAACUUUACGUUCAUAGCGCACAAUGCUAGAGCCUACGACUCGUACCUUCUUCUGAACCCCUUGAUACAGCAAGGCAUAGCGCCGAGGGUCCUAGCGCAAGGUAGUAAAAUCCUGUGUUUUGUAGAUCCCGCCUCCAACCAGAGAUACAUUGACAGUUUAAGCUUCUUACCCAUGAGAUUGGCUCAAAUGCCAGAGGCCUUGGGUUUUGAAAACUCUGUGAAAGGCUGGUUCCCCCACUUCUUCACAUCUGAGGAGAAUCUACACUAUAUAGGAUCAUAUCCCAGCCCAGAAAUGUAUGGGUGUGAUCAAAUGUCUCCCAAAGAGCGAGAGAGAUUCAUGACUUGGUAUGAGACAGUAAGACAUGGCACCUUUGAUUUCCAUAAAGAGAUGGAAUCAUACUGUGACAAUGAUGUGGUUAUACUUCGUGAAGGAUGCCUCAGAUUCAGAGAAGAGGUAAUCAAAGAUGCAGGCAUUGACCCUUGGAGUUGUACAACGAUUGCAUCGGCAUGCAUGAAAACAUACCGUACACACUAUUUGCAGACAUCCUCUAUAGCGAUGCCCUCGCCUGACAACUACCGACGUCAGUUCAAGGCCUACUCUAGUGGGUCCAUUCAAUGGCUAGAGUAUAUGGCCCAGGAUAAAGACAUUUUUAUUCAACAUGCUUUGAAUCGAGGGGAGAAGGCGUUUGGCUCUUACCAUGUAGAUGGCUACACCAAGAUUGACGGGGUUGAGACCGUGUAUGAGUACAACUCAUACACGGAGUUGUACUCAUAAAAUGAGUUGUUUCUUCCAUGGUUGCAAAUCUUGCUUUGUGCCCCAGAACAUAUGUGUCCUAACCCAAAAGACAUUUGGGGAAAUGUACCAAGAGUUUCAAGACAAAGUUGAUUCGUUACAGGCUACUUACGGUCUAAAAGUGGUUGUUUUGUGGGAGCACGAAUGGACAGCCCUCAAAAAGUCUGAUCCUCAUGUUCAAUCAUUCCUUUCCAGCUUUGACAUCCCAGAACCUCUGGAGCCAAGACAGGCCUUGUAUGGCGGCCGUACCAAUGCUUUGACAUUGAGGUAUGUAGCGCAACCCGACGAGACAAUAGGCUAUGUGGAUUUUACAUCCCUUUAUCCGCAUGUAAUGAGUUCCUCAUGCUAUCCUAUAGGUCAUCCUGAAAUUAUUCAUCGUGAUUUUGACUUACCUCAAAACUAUUUUGGUCUGAUCAAAGCAAAGGUUUGUUUAUACCUGUGUUGCCUUGCAGGGGCCCUCAAGGAAAACUUUUCUUUCCCCUUUGUCGCACCUGCAGUGAAAACAUACAACAAACCCCAUGUGAUCACACCGAUCAAGAAAGAGCACUGACAGGUGUAUGGGUCACAGCUGAAUUCUCUAAGGCUUUAGAGAUGGGGUAUCGUGUGGCCAAAAUCUUUGAAGUAUGGAACUUUCCAAAGAAAUCAGACACUCUUUUUAAAGAGUACAUAAUAUAAUAAUAUGUGCCAUUUAGCAGACGCUUUUAUCCAAAGCGACUUACAGUCAUGUGUGCAUACAUUCUACGUAUGGGUGGUCCCGGGAAUCGAACCCACUACCCUGGCGUUACAAGCGCCAUGCUCUACCAACUGAGCUACAGAAGGACCACUUCUCAAUACCUUCUUGAGAUGUAAGCAAAUGGCUUCAGGCUAUCCUGCAUCGGUCACAGAUCAAGAAAGUAAAGACAGGUACAUUCAAGACUAUCAUGACAGAGAAGGCAUCCUUCUUGACCCUGACAGAAUAGAGGUCAACAAAACCAAACGAAAUGUGUUGAAAUUGUACCUAAAUUCGCUUUGGGGCAAAUUAGCGCAGAGGUGUAAUAUGUUGACAACGUCGAUUAUUAAAGACCCUGAAGAAUUUUUGGAAUUCAUUUUUUCGGACCAAUACGAAAUUUCACAUUUUUCAUUCUUGAGUCAAGACAUUGUCUUGGUGCAAUGGCGACGUAACAAGAAGUGGGUUCUACCCCCGGGUAAUGUAAAUGUGUUUCUUGCAGCAUUUACCAUGGCCUAUGGCCGACUUGAACUGUACAAGCUCAUGGAGCAGCUUCAGAGGCGGGUACUUUACCACGACACAGACUCUGUGGUCUAUGUAAGCAAACCAGGGGAUUGGAGCCCCCCACUCAGCAACUAUCUGGGUGGCUUAACGAGCGAACUCGCAGAGGGUGACCAUAUCACAGAAUGGUCAUCCUGUGGGCCCAAAAGCUAUGCUUUUAGAACGCUAAAGAAUCACGUGGUAUUGAAAGCCAAAGGAGUGACUCAAAACUAUGAAAAUGCCCAGCGUGUAAACUUGGAAUCAAUCACACGCUUGGUCGAGGGGUUCCUAAAUGACAGGAAUAGUGACUUGGAGUUUUUGAGCUCCUACAAAAAGAUUGUUGUGUAUAAUACAGGGCUUCCAUCUGAGGAAGGCCCCACUUACUAAAAGAUUCAGGGUUGUCUAUGACAAGAGACUGCUUUUGCCUGACUGGACCACAUUACCCCUUUGGGUGUUGACUUAUGCUACAAGCUACAGGGGUCUUAAAGCUUAAGAUAUAAUGACUGCUGUAGAAGGUUUUGACCCCCGGUUGCAACUACCAUUUUCGGCCUUAAUCGCAGGGCCUUCGAAUAGUGGUAAAACUUGUUUUGUAAAAAGUAUUUUAAAGAAUUCUGAACAUGUGUUAUCUCAAAAGCCUGAUAAUGUUGUGUGGUGUUAUUCAUGUUAUCAACCUCUGUAUGAUGAAUUGUUGAAGACAAUAAAAAUCAAGUUUGUUGAAGGAA
Messenger RNA from Oncorhynchus gorbuscha (pink salmon), 12982 nucleotides. RefSeq lists its product as uncharacterized. Bases 1993 to 3648 code for a protein of 551 amino acids. The record is from RefSeq and is a predicted model, not a curated record. The transcript has 4 exons. NCBI's taxonomy places the organism in Eukaryota, Metazoa, Chordata, Actinopteri, Salmoniformes, Salmonidae.